GUUUACGUCGGAGUUGGCGCCUGUUCGUGGUGGUGUGGGUGCGUUGCCGAGCCAGUGAGCGAAGAAAAGUAGCGUUUACCGCGCUCGUAUCGUGUGGAUGUUGGUCUAAACAAGUGUUGCGGUGCAGCUUAUGUGUCAGUGUAGCUGAAGAAAACAAGUGUUUGAUAUUGGCCCAGCUGUAGAGUAGCUAUGAAUAUAAUGACAAAAAAGAAGAAGUACAAAUUUCAGGUGGAUCUUGAGGUAGAGGAAUUGACUUCAGUUUCCUUUGUGAGUGCUGUGCUAUUCUGCAAGGUGCACCUAUUGGAUGGAGGCAAAUUUAUGGACUGCUCAUCAAGGGAGGAGGUGCGUGAUCACACGGUGAAGUGGAACGCCAAGAUGUCGUUCUGCGCCAAGAUGACGGCGCCGACGAGCACUGGCGUGCUGGACUCCUGCCUCUGUCGAGUGUCCGUCAGAAAGGAGGCCAAGGGCGGCCGCUCGUACCAGAAGCUGGGCUUCGCCGACAUCGAGCUGGCCGAGUUCGCCGGCGGCGUGGGCCAGUGUCGACGCUACCUGCUGCAGGGCUACGACCUGCGCCACCGCCAGGACAACUCCACGCUCAAGGUGGUGCUGUCCACCACCCUGCUCAGCGGCGACCCCUGCUUCCGCACGCCCACGCCCCGGUCCGCGCACCUCCCGCGUGAUGGCGGCGACCUGACGACCGAGGCGUCGACACCGGGGGAGUCAAGCCGAGUCACACCCACCGACCCAACCGCCGCCCGAGGCGAUGGUCCGGCGUCGGAGCUGGAGUGCUUGUCAAGCUCGCGGGAGGCCGGGCCGCCCGGCCACUCGCGCAACUCCAGCAGCCAGUCGGGCUACGGCAGCCUGGCGUCCCAGCCGUCCCACAGCCGACAGAGCAGCAGCUCCGAGCUGGGGCACCUCAGGACGGCCAGCAGCGGCUCGGCCUUCUCCGACUACAGCUCAAUGGAGCGGCCGCCGACCAGCGAGCGGCGCAAGAAGGAGGUGCCCGCCAGCUCGCGGUUCGACGCCACGCGGGUCGACCCCGAGGACGUCAUCAACGACCUGCUGCAGAACACAGACCUGAACACGGACCACACCGAGGCCACCGGCCUGCAGCUGUUCGUGGCCCGGGACGGCAGUACAUCACUGAGCCCAGGCGGCCGCGCUGCCGCCGCCUUCCAGCCGGUAGUCAUCAGCAGGAGAUAGUCGGUGGUGCGCGCUGUCGCCGGCCUAGUCUGGUGAAGAUGCGGGCGGCAGGCGUGCCGCCGUUGGCCAGCCGCCGGCGGCCCAGUCCAGUGCAGGCGUGAACCGCCGGCGGCCCAGUCCAGUGCAGACGUGAGCCGCCGGCGGCCCAGUCUAGUGAAGAUGCGAGCCGCCGGCGGCCCAGUCCAGUGCAGACGUGAGCCGCCGGCGGCCAAGUCCAGUGCAGGUGUGGGCCUCGCGACGUCCCAGUCUAGUCCAGUGUGUGGCCGGCCACCCGCGGCGGCCUGGCCGGAACGGUGCGAGCUGGCCGUGUGAGACGCGCCCCGGGUUGUGUCGCCUGCUGGGCGCGGGUCUUCCGCGCCGCUGUGAUCGGGGAGGGGAAGGGGAGGCGGGGACCGGUGGCAGGGUUCUGCAGAUUCUGCGGAACAUGCCCUUGAGGCCGCGGCCACAGGCUGCUUCCGGCGCCUCCGGAACGUACACGUGCCCUGCGUCAUCGCAGUCGCCGUUUGGUCGUGUGUUUUAUGCCGCCGACGUCGGCUAACAAGUGGUCGCCACGCGAGUUUAUUGAGGGGCACGAUAUGUCAUUUGGACAUUCCUAACUCUUUACAGGCGUGCUGUUUUCACAGAUUGCUUUUCCAAUCACAUCUUCGACGGUUUUCUACAUCACUCUUUAAGAUCCAUUGAAUUCCAUUAUCGAUGGCAUUCCUCCAUAGUACCUCUUGAACAAAAUACACGAUUGAGGCAUUUACACAACAUUAAAACACCGAUAGAGCUUCACACGCGGAUAAGUGUCAUGAACCACGGCUUUUGUGAGGAUGACUGUAUCGCGCCCGAAUAUGUGUUAUGUCGACAUCUGUGCCAAAGAUGCGAGCCUAUGUCAUAAACAACAUGCCAAUUCGCCCCACUUCUCGUCCAGCGGCCAUGCAUCCAUGCACGUAUCACGCGAGGCGGCAAGGCGAGAAACAAUACACAGGACAACACAA
Molecule: messenger RNA, 2183 nt
Organism: Pollicipes pollicipes
Lineage: Eukaryota; Metazoa; Arthropoda; Thecostraca; Pollicipedomorpha; Pollicipedidae
Product: protein FAM102A
Exons: 8
Coding region: 190-1203 (337 amino acids)
Source: RefSeq, a predicted model, not a curated record